AUGGGCGCGUCGGCCAGCCGUGAGCCCCCGAAGGCGGUGGUAUCGGAGACCACCGCGGAUGUGCUGGACGUCCAGGUGCCGGCGUGGCUCUCGGACCUCAGGCGCGAGCGCCGCCCUCGGUACCGCACGGACGCGUAUCGGUUCGACGAGCUGAUUCGCGCGCUCGUGAAGCAGCCCGCGUGGCCCGAGGGUUCGCCCGGGGACGGCCCGCUGGAGAUGAUCCACGACGUCGGACCGACGGGCGCACUACCCGCCACGGCCCCGAGGUUUGGCAAGAUCAUGCACGCGUUCAGGCACGCCGGAUGGAAGAUGCCGCCGGAGUGGAGGCUCGCCAUGCGGCCGGGCGAGGAACGGAGAUCCUUCAAGGCUUUCCAGACGACGCCGGAGUGGAUCGCGUUCAUGGAGACAUACGCGCGAUUCGUCCGCGAAGAGGUGGCGCCGCUCUGCGGGGACCCGGCUGGAGUGGUAUACCAGUGCCCGCCGACGCUACGGAUCGCCAUGCCGUCCGUGGCGCCCACGAUCGCGCUGCACAGGGACCGAGACUACCCUCGACACCAACCCGCGGAGAUCAACUUCUGGGUGCCGGUGACCGCAGUGGCGGGGAACAGCGCGCUGUGGGUGGAGAGCGACCCGGAGCUCGGGGAUUUCCAUCCGGUGGACAUGGAACCCGGUGAGUUCCUGAUGUUCGACGGGCACAACUGCAGGCACGUGACCAAGCCAAACGACACGGGACGGACUCGGGUGAGCUUCGACUUUCGGGUCGUGCCGCAGUCGCUGUACGUGGAGGUGCUGGGACAGGGAGGUAAGCGCAAGAUAGGCGAUUACUUCGUCGACAGCACGGGACCGGUGGAGCUCAUCGGGAGGGGUGGAGGUGGCGAACAGACGACGCCGGGUUGA
This is a messenger RNA of Micromonas commoda, 897 nucleotides long. RefSeq lists its product with no specific name. Lineage: Eukaryota; Viridiplantae; Chlorophyta; Mamiellophyceae; Mamiellales; Mamiellaceae. The coding region runs from base 1 to 897 and encodes 298 amino acids. The record is from RefSeq and is a predicted model, not a curated record. The transcript has a single exon.